Molecule: messenger RNA, 339 nt
Organism: Saprolegnia diclina VS20
Lineage: Eukaryota; Oomycota; Saprolegniomycetes; Saprolegniales; Saprolegniaceae
Exons: 3
Coding region: 1-339 (112 amino acids)
Source: RefSeq, a predicted model, not a curated record
AUGAUUGGCACUGCGAUCCCCGGCGAGCUCCGCCACGGCCAGGAGUUGCGCAUUGCUGCGCUGGAAGCUCCAGUGACGACCGAGUCGAACACUCGCCAAACUCGCAUCCCCGAGCACUUUGACGCGAUCUGUCGCCUCAAAAUCAACGCGGUCGUCAAGGCGGCGGAGUUCAAGGCGCUGCAACGGGACCACGACAACGAUCUCGGCAGCAAGGCGGCAGAGCGCAGUAGCUCGAUCAAGCCAGCCGCGCCGGUGCGCCUCGACCUCGCUCGUUUGCGACUCGACACCGACGCUCGACUCGAGGCGCUCGAGGCGCUCGAGGGCAACACACCCGUCUAG